Molecule: messenger RNA, 822 nt
Organism: Trametes versicolor FP-101664 SS1
Lineage: Eukaryota; Fungi; Basidiomycota; Agaricomycetes; Polyporales; Polyporaceae
Product: ribosomal protein S7
Exons: 2
Coding region: 86-748 (220 amino acids)
Biological process (GO): ribosomal small subunit assembly; translation
Cellular component (GO): ribosome
Molecular function (GO): rRNA binding; mRNA binding; structural constituent of ribosome
Source: RefSeq, a predicted model, not a curated record
GUGCGACGACGGCGAGCACUUUACGUUCCACUUCUCUCUCUCUCUGCGCGUUGGCCUCUGCUUUCGACAACCUGCCUCUAUAGCCAUGCUUGCAAGCAUACGGCAUUCGGCGGCUAGGGUGUCGCUCCGUCGCACCGUCAACAUUCGUACGUUGGCCAGCAGUGCAGCCCCGGACGCAGCGAGGGAGGCCGGCCCCGACGCCAGCGAGGACCCCAUUUUCUCCGCUCUCGACACAACAGGGCCUCAGGCAGUCGCGAGCAGCUCCCAUCUCACUCCUAUAUCACAACCACCCAUUUCCACCGCGAACAUCCGCGUCCCGCCAGCCGAGGACCCACUCUUGCACCUCUUCACGUCCUUGGUCAUGAAGGAUGGCCGGCGGCACGAGGCUCUGCGCGCGACCUCCCAAAUGCUGCUGCACCUGCACGCGUUCACGCAGCAGGAGCCGCUACCGCUUCUGCGCGAGGCGGUCACGCGCGCGGCGCCGCUCCUGCGCUGCCAACAGUUCAAGCGUGCGGCGAAGCAGUUCGUGUUUCCGACGCCGUUGAACGAGCGCCAGCGCGCGCACAAGGCCCUGCAGUGGAUCCUCGAGGCGAGCAAGAAGAAGGGCGGGAAGAACAUGCCGGAGCGCGUGGCACGGGAGAUCAUCGGGGUGCUGAACGGGAAGAGCGUGGCUCUGGACCAAAAGGAGAUGGUGCACAAGCUGGCUGUGUUGCAUAGAGGGAAUGUCUUGCGGCCACCGAGAGUUUGAUUCACUCCAAGCCUGCGUCAAUAUCUGUACCCCUUUUCUAUAAUGCGACCCCUGGUGAACCUAUCACUCGUUUC